GACACCAAUAAUAACGCAAAAAAAAAAUACUAUUGUUUGGUUACUUCAUUCGAAGAAUGAAGUGUUAAACAUAGACUAGAAGUAAUUAUAUUAUAUUUUAUUAUAUAAUAUCUAAAUUAUGUGGAAGUCUCUUGUGUAAUUCUUGUACUCUAUAUAAACUUUUUUUAUUCCAAAAUUGCACAAGUUAUAUUUUCUAAAACUCAUCUACUAUAUAACGGCUUUUAUCUCCAAACCCUAAAAUCAAUAAUUGUUAAGUCGUAUUGGAGGGCAUAUCGAAAAGGACAAUAAUAAAGUACUUUAUACUAAAAUUGUGAUUUAACCAUUUCCUUUCGCUAAAAUCACCUAUCAAUCUGGUCCAAUAUCCAAUAUUUUCGGUUCUUACCAUCGGUAAAAUAACUUUUCUAAACCAUUGCCUAAAACCCUUUUUUAUAUUUUCUUGUCGUCGGUCAUGAUUCCAAACUACUAGAAAAGAAUAUAGGUAUGAUGAAGCAUAUUACGUUAUGGAUGACAUUGCGCCAAAGAUGUCAAUGUGUGAGUAAUUGCCCAUCAGGACAGGUUUAGGGUCCAAUUUCCCCCAACUCUAAUUUGCUUGGAAAAUUCAACCCUCCUAUGUCCUAUCCUAAUCCUCCCUCGGGACAGUGCCAAAUAUUUGAAAUCAAUUAAUUAACUGAUUAAUUAUUGCUUCUUAUGACCAAAAAGAAAGAAACAAAGAAUAUUAUAAACAGAGUAGGGCAAAGGCCCACGAUGGUUUGAUGGAGAAGAAUAGAAAGAUGAAGGGUUGGAAGCUGCUUUGGGAUUCUUGUGAAGCAACUUUGGGGCAAUUUCAAUUCACACAUCUUUUUCUCCACUCUCCUAUUCAAGCAAAGGUACAUUCACCAAUUCACAACCGUUCAAAAUCGUCCCAACGAUUAAGAAACACGUAAGGACGUUUAACCCUGUAAGAAGAGUAUAUGUUAAAUUGAAGAGGGGAAAACGUCUCAUGAGAAAAAUUGACUGUAAUUUGUAAAUGGAUAAUUUUUUUAACAAUUGUUAAAAGUACAUGAUGUGAUAAAUAUGUGCAAUGUCUCGGUUUGGUGGUGUGUAUGAUGUAGAGAUAUAGAGAAUGGUAAAAUGCAUAGCUAAUACGGGUGUCUAUACGGUGAUGCCGAUCAAACCACAUUAAUACAGAUCGCACAACAUCGCAUGUCAAUACGGACCGCAUGCUUGCUGUCCCUCUCGUAUCCCCUUCAUCAUGGAACUCCCCCUCCAUACUCUGCCUUUCAGCAAUCUUCAACCAUAGCAAUCGGAGAUCAGUUUCCACCAACGGAUGGACCGAUGAAAAUUCUCUAAUGUGUGUCUAAAUUAUGGGAAAAGGGUUGGACUUGAAAAUUUUAAAUGACCUAUUACGAUUCGAUUUGACCACAUUUGUGGUUCGUGUGUCCUUCGAUCGGGCCGAUGCCCACCUCUAAUAGCUGAGCCUUGGAACUUACUACAAUGGAAUCUUUUUCUCUUUGCACGUAAAUGUAAUGCAGUAAAAGAAAGCCUUAAUUAAAUAUUAUCUACCAUACGCCCCAACUUUGGGACCAAAGAAAUAAGGACUACCAACGUGCUACAGCCGACUAAUUACCCUAUGACCUAGGGAUGAAAAUGGGUCGGGUUUUGUCAAACCCAAACUCAUCGGUUUAUCCGUGAAAAAAACCCGGGAUAAAAUACACUGGGUUUGAAAAACUCAAACCCAACCCAACUCGCUGGGUAUCCGUGGAUUUAUGGGUACCCACGGGUUUUUUUCGUAAAAAAUUUACAAUAACAAGUUCCUAUAAAAAUUAAAGUCAAAUAUCAAUCUCUCAAUACAAAUUAUCCAUAUAUAAAACACCAUUCUAAAAAAUUCAAGCAAAUCACAAAUUAACUAUACAAAUUGUUUAACACCAAUCUAGAAAACUCAAUAAAAUUGAAGCAAAUCACAAAUUAUCCAUAAAUAACAUGAUUAAUUGAAAGCUUCUUCCUUUCAAUUAAGUUUCUUCACUCUCCACUCGAUGACAUCAACUUCAUUCUACACAAUUAGAAAGAAAAAAUUAGACAUGUCUCCACAAACAUAAAUAAGAUUAGUUGUUCAAAAUAUUAGAUAUACCGAAAAAAUUAACUCUAUGGGUGUGGGAGGGUACCCAUGGGUCGGGUUUACCUAAAUCCAAACCCAACCUAACCCGGUGAAUAGUGAACAGGUUUAUACCCAAACCCGACCCAAAACCCGUCAACACGAAUUUUACCCGCGUUGACCAGGUUGGGUCCGACGAGUACCCGUGGGUUUGGGUUUUGUUGCCAUCCUACUUUGACCCACCACACCAAUUUUGGUCCAAUUUUUUCCUCAUUGGAAUAACCGCAAUAAGAAACAAAGUUCAGGGGUGGGCAUUGGAGAAAUACAACAAUAAGUAGAAGAUGUAUUAUAAUUGUCUAAAUGACAAUGAUGAAUUAGGUAAAACAACAAACAAUGGGUAGAAGAAGUAUAAUAUUAUUAUAUAUUUAAAAGAAAAUGAAAAUCUAAGUGAGGAGUGUACGACAUAUGCUACGUGUGCAUAAGAAGGCCAAAGGAGGAGAAGAACAUAAAGAAGUGUUUUAAGGGUUAGAUUCUCGAUCCCAUUGGAUUAUCAGUCAUCGCCAAUCACAAGAAGAACGCACAAUUCAAAUACACGGUUCAAAAUUCACGUCCUAUAGCCAAAGUGUAUUUUUUUUUUAUGCAUGUGUAUUAUUUUAUGUGUUGUCAGUUACUGUAUGUGUUACCAAAUAGUGAAACGCGGUUCAAGUGUGGAUAUUCAACGUUGAGAGGCUCAAGGGGAACGGUUUUGGAAGGAACAUAUACGAGAAGGGUUCCACCGGAAGUGGUGGAAGUAUGAUUUGAAACUAUCAGUAUUCUCUUUUCAAAAUACAAAAAUAUUAAUAAUUAUAACUAAAAUUACUAAUAUCCAAAUAAUGUAUUUACAGAUACAAAAAUAAUUGACUAGUAUUCUAAUUGUUUUCAUAAAUAACUAUGAUGGGUUUUCAUUUUUGUAAAUGAGUUUUUUUUAUAAUGAUGAACUAGGUUAAAAAACCCGAGGAAAAAAAAACCAUAGUCAAAGUACAAAUAGGAGAGAUCACAAGGAUUGAUCUCGGCAGGAAAAGAAAGCAAUAAAGAGCGGAUCAGUCCGCUUUUGUACCAAACAGAAAGAGGGGACAUGCAGGGGUCAAGACAAACAGACCAGCCCCGUAUACCCAUAAAAACAGCAAAAAAGGAUAGAGAGCUCUGCACCAGCUUGUUCAGCAAGCUCUGUAGGAAGAAGCACAAAGGAACCAGUCUGGGAAUGAACAAACCAUCAUGAGAAAGAGGCCAGAGCAACAGCUCACAACCUGCAAAGGUUGUCAUUAAGUCAUUGUAGACCUUGAUUCUUAUCGAAUUUUCCAUGAGCAAUAGCCCAAUCCACCAUCGCCCUGGCAGCAUGUUCGGAGAGAAGUGCAAAAUACAUUCGUUGUCUAAACUCAUAAGCAAGUCUCUUUUAAUGUAUCACACUAAUAACGAUUAUCAAACUGGUUGUCAAUUAGACUUCGAAGUUUAUUCGUAACAUAACUCAAAACUGAAAAUACUCUUUCUACACUUCCAGUUGCAACUAGUAGAAUCAAAACUAAUGAAAUCGCCGCUGCAACUGGACUACUUUAGGGUUGCUAGGCAAAAAAUGAACGUCAUAAAGAGAAAAGAGACACGAUUGGGUAUUUAUUCCAAUUAGGAUUUUAUUUAUAGCAUGAUAAAAAAACAAUUUAUGAACAAGUGAUGAUUUGUGGUGUAGUGGUAAAACACUCUUAUACCGCCUAUAUGUGUUGAGUUCCAAUCUUAGUAUAAGCAUAUAUGAGGUUUUUUUUUUCUUCCCAAAACUUAUCCAUGUCGUGGGACUAUGUCCAAUAGGUCUGCCUCCGCCUAUGAACAUGGGUGGACGCACAUGUAGGUGCAAAGGAUAAAAAAGAAGAUGUGUUUGGUGUUAGGAUGACCACUACCAUUUGACUCGUUUACCUCAAUAUGUCAAUAUAUAUAUUGUGGUGGAUCUUGGAUUGGGUAUUAUAGAAGGAUCCUUUUGAUAUUGUAUUUCGUUUUGUUCUUUUUAGUUUUGAUCCAAUCCGUCUAACUUUCACAUAAUAUUUACUCAAAUCAUUUAUUAUUUCACAUAGCAUCCAAAGGCAUCGAGUUGAGUCAAUAAAUUUUUUCCAUAGUCAUGAUCAAGGGAUGCGAUCAGAUUCCUGCUAAGUCAAGUUUUCCACUAUGACUUAUGUCUCAGGAGACAUAAAAUUUCUUGCAGGUCACUUCACUUCGGAGAACCAAACCAUGUGGAAAAUUCUCAACUCACAAAGUCGAUCUACAUUAACAAGCGGGAUAACUCCAUAUUUAGUGUUGAGCUAUAGACUACUAUAUUGCAUAUGACCCAACGGCCCAUCUCACAUGCGGUCUGUCACGACACAGACAAGCCCACACCAUCUCUUGCUCAUGUUGUAUUUGUGUGCCCUAGUUGCUUUAACCUAAUUGAUGAUAGUUGUAUGGGUAUAAAGCAUACUAUAAGGCCGCCGACCACAAUUGAACUCAAGUAAUAAUAUCUCAGUCGGAGAGUUGAUCUCUCCCAUGGACAAGUCCUAGUAAUCAGGGAUACCAUGUCAAUAUCGUCUUGUUUUUGCGGUUUAUCAUUUUUCUCAUGGUAUCAGAGUAGUGAUCCUUGUAAAUUGUUGUCAUGUCUGAGAAGGAGGUUUCAUCACUGGCGUUUCCUUUGUCCAAGUUGACAAGUUCUGGGUCUGCGACAAGGAGCUCGAUGUGCAGAGCUCUUUCUUCAUCCACAAUUGUGAUUCCACAUACCAUCUCCACGUGAGCAGUUUGUUUACUCCGAUGAACUACGGUGAAUGGGUCCUUGAGAUGACUGGUGCUCUUGUCACUAAAAACAAGCUCUGGUUCGUGGAUAGGUCUAUCCCAUGUUCCACUGAUGGUUCUCAAUCCCUUGUCUGGUUGCGAUGUGAUGCGCUAGUCAAGGGCUGGUUGUGGACAGCGAUGGAUGCGGAACUACACAGUAGUGUUAUGCAUGCAAAGACGGCUCAGGAGAUUUGAGAGGAUAUCGGUGAUCGCUUCAACAAAGGAAACUUGACUAGGGCGUACAAGUUACGUCGUCAUGUGAGUCUACUCCAAUAAGAAAAACAGUUUGUCUCUAGAUUCUAUACAAAGGUGCGAAAAAUAUGGGAGGAGACACAAUCAAUUUUACUGCCCCCCCCCCCCCCCCCCCCCCCCGCGCUCUGUUCAUGUGGGCGUCGCUUUCGUGAUUAGAAUGAGAGUCUGUGUCUACUGGAUUUCUUGCUUUGUCUGGAUGAUUCUUUCUCUACGGUUCGUAGUCACACCCUUUCAAUGGCUGAGCCUCCAUAUCUUCCUAAAACUUUUCGAAUUGUCUAUAUUGAUGAACAACAAAAGACCCUCACUCAGAACCGAAAACCAAUCCCCGAAGCUGUUGCAUUUACGAUGAGUGGGGACGCGAACAAGCUUUCUUCUGGUGCUCGUCCGUCUCGAGAUCGUGGAUCUAGUGAUCGUGAAAGUCUUCAAUGCAUCCAUUGCCUCAAAUAGAUGGUCAUCUCCACGACACAUGUUACCAACUUAUUGGCUAUCCAUCGCGCGAUAGGCUAGAGGAAAUGCCAAAUCGUCGCAAGGACAGGCCGGGUCGGGAGGCUGGCACUGGCCGAGAAUCAAGUCGCGACAAUGGGUUGGAUUCCGAGUUAUCUCGCAGAUGCAGUCGUGAGCCACGAGCUUCCCAAGCUUACGCCGACGCGAGUCUAGUGUCUGGAUUUUUUGUACAACAACUAGAGAAGCUAAGGAAGUUUUUGACGGACAAUUCCAAGGGGUCAGCGAUCCUUCUAGUCACAUGGCUGGUAAGUUUUCCUUUACCGAAGAACCUGAGCGGCUCAUUGACUCAGGUUGCAAUGAGCAUAUAACCACGGAUGCUAAUCUCUUGAGUUCACAUAUAUCUAGAUUAUCUAGUCAACCCAUGCGUAUUCCUAACAGGACCAGCAUUCCCGUUAAACGUUGAGGGUCUGUCCAAUUGGGUGGUGGUCUGCUACAGAACUACUUGCUCGUGUAUUGCAUGUCCCGAAAUUCCGAUGCAAUCUUUUAUCAGUCAACUGCCUUUGUCAAGAGCACAAUGAUGCUUUAAUAUUUCUGGAUGAUUUCCGUAUUAUACAAAAUUACACUCCAGGAACGUGAUUGGGAAGGGGGAGAUUCAUGAUGGUUUAUACUUUCUGCGGUUGUUUGGCUGUCGCAGAGCUCGGGCGAAUGCCGAGGAGAAGGCUCUAGCACUUUCCUGCACUAUAUGACAUGCACGUUUGGGCCAUCCUUCGACCGUCAUUCUUACCAAGCUUCGAGAUGUUCAUCUAGUUUCUUUUGAUUCAGAUUCUAGUGUUUGUCAUCCUUGUUCUCGGGCUAACCAAGUUUGGACACCUUUUUCUACGAGUGGGAUUCGAACCACUUCUUGUUUUGAGAUGUUGCACGUGGAUAUUUUGGGUGGUUAUCAUACUCCAUUUUACAGUGGUUCUUAUUAUUUUUUGACCAUUGUUGAUGAUUUCAGUCGUGGAGUUUGGGUGUAUCUUAUGCAAUUUAAAUCUAAUGUUGAUCGCUACAUACAAAUUUUCUGUCAUCUUGUGCGUAUGCAAUUUGGUAAGUAGGUAAAGAAGAUUCAGGCAGAUAAUGUUCCUGAGUUUGACACUCUGGUUUUGCGGGACUUCAAUAGUCGUGAAGGCAUUUUGCUUCAAACCUCCUGCAUUGACACGCCUCAGCAUAAUGGUUUAGUUGAACAGAAGCAUCACCACUUGCUCGAUACUGCUUGAGCACUGCGUUUUCAAGCAUCUUUGCCCAUACGUUUUUGGGGCGAGUGCAUUCUUACCACAACAUACUUGAUUAAUCGACUGCCGACUACUUCUACUGGACGCACACCAUAUGAGGUAAUCUUUGGAAAAACACCGAAUUAAUCCCAUUUACGAGUGUUUGGAUGUCUUGUGUAUUGCAAGGACACACACUCUCAUCUUGGAAAGUUCGAUGAGCGUGGUCGUGCUUGCGUUUUCAUGGGUUAUGCGACAAGUCAAAAGGGGUAUCGUGUAUAUGAUCUGAUGACACAGAAGAUUCUUACUAGCUGCGAUGUUCUUUUCCACGAGACUGUUUUCUCGUUUUAGUCUGACGUUGCCCAGAAUUUUCGUUUGGUUCCUCGCGCCAGUUUUGAUCGGCCCGGGGAAGAGUUGGAAAACGAGCUUGUGCUUGCAGACCCUACUCCCGUCCUACCUUCAUUCUCUCUAUCUGGGUCUUGUACAACGAGCUUUGGUCCACCCUUACCCACUUUUGAUGACUCAUCCAUUCCUCGGGCUUCUCCUCUUCCCGAGCACAUGUCUCCUCAGACUACUUCCCCAAGCCAGUCCACGCCGGCCCAUCCUUCCUUGGACAGGUCUCGGUCUGGCUUGGCCUCUCCUCCCACGAAUUCUUCUUCCGAAAUGUCCAGGACUGGUCCGACGUGUCUUCCGAUGCCAUCUCCUCCCCAAGUGCGGCGUGGUGAUCGGCAGCGUGUGCCACCUAAAUACCUUAGCAAAUAUUAUACAGGGAGUCAAGCCAACUCUGUCCAUUAUCCCAUCUCUGCCUACUUGUUUUAUAAUGGUUUUUCUUCUAAUUAUUGUGCCUUUCUUGCUACGGUAGCUCAUCAUCCCGAACCACGGAAUUUCUUCGAAUCUGUUAAAGAUGAAUGUUGGUGACGGGAAAUGACAGCUGGAGUUGUGGCACUUGGAGUCUUGUUAUGCUGUCACUCGGAAAAAGGGUAAUUGACUGCAAAUGGCUUUACAAGAUCAAGUUCUACUAUGAUGGCACGAUUGAGCGUUAUAAGGCUCGUCUGAUGGCAAAAAGGCUAUACCGAGAUUGAAGGAAUAAAUUUUCACGACACUU
Molecule: messenger RNA, 7939 nt
Organism: Linum trigynum
Lineage: Eukaryota; Viridiplantae; Streptophyta; Magnoliopsida; Malpighiales; Linaceae
Source: the annotation of a GenBank genome assembly